Molecule: messenger RNA, 1836 nt
Organism: Rhododendron vialii
Lineage: Eukaryota; Viridiplantae; Streptophyta; Magnoliopsida; Ericales; Ericaceae
Exons: 9
Coding region: 499-1611 (370 amino acids)
Source: RefSeq, a predicted model, not a curated record
AAUUUUCCCCCCUCUGUUUCUGUCACUCUCUCUCCCUCUCUCUCUCUCUCUCUCUCUCUCUCUUCAACGUCCGUCGGUCACUUCCACUUCUUCUGUCUCAAAUGGAAUGAUACCUCUCCCACUUUUUUCAACUCUCUCUCUCUCUCAAAUUUCUCAAAUCAAUUUCACUGAAAUCUCGCUUCAGGUUCUCCAUUCUACGACUUUGGGCUCGUAAAUCAGCGCUUUUGAACUCAUAUUUACCGGAGCACAUCUCGAUUUUCUUUUUCUAUUUUUUUUGGUUUUUUUUUAGUUUUUAGGGAUUCCAAAUUCGUCGAUAUAAAGCACGUCUUAGCCAUUCUCGAGUUCCAGAAAGCUCUUUGUAAGGCCAAGGAUCCCAACUGUGUACUUGUAAGGUCAGAAAAGCAAACAUUUUGGCCUCGGUGAAGUUGAUGCGAAAAAGUUGUGGUGGCAAGAUACCAGAGCUGACGAAGAGAUGCAGUUGGCUUGGACUCAACUGAAAUGAAGAACGUACAGGAUCUGCAGAAUACACCAGAAGUUCAAUCCUCAACGCAGGUUUCACAAGAGUCCCAAGGUGACCAACAGAACAAUGGUGCAGAGGUUCCUGUUGGAGACUCGGGUUCAAUCUCCACUUCAAGUCAUGAUAAUAGGAAAGUUUCCCGGGAGGAUAUUGAACUUGUCCAGAAUUUGAUAGAACGGUGUCUACAGUUGUAUAUGAAUAAAGAUGAGGUGGUAAAAACCCUCUUGAAUCGUGCGAGGAUAGAUCCUGGAUUUACAACUUUGGUGUGGCAGAAGUUGGAAGAAGAAAAUGCUGACUUUUUCAGGGCCUAUUACAUAAGGCUAAAAUUGAAGAAACAAAUUAUCUUGUUCAAUAAUUUGCUUGAGCAUCAGUAUCACCUGAUGAAGUAUCCUGUACCUCCGAAGGUCCCUUUGGCUCCGAUACAGAAUGGUAUUCACCCAAUGCAAGUUAACAACUUACCUAUGGGAUACCCCGUCCUACAGCACCCUCCGAUCCCAGCUACAGGUCAACCUCAUCUUGAUUCCAUGGGCUGCGGAAUAUCUAGCUGCCAUGUGGUUAAUGGAGUGCCGGCACCAGGAAAUUUCCAUCCCAUUCGGAUGCAUUCUGGGAACGAUAUGGUAAUGGACAGCAGCACAGCCGAUGUGCCACCGGCUCUCCCACCAAGCAGUGCCAUGUCAGACAUGGCCGUGAGCCCUCCAUCAGUGGCAUCUACUGGCCAUUUCCCCUUUACUGCUUCAGAAAUAUCAGGCAUGGGAGUAGACACGUCAGCCCUUGACACAGCAUUUACUUCUGAUGUUGCGAGUUCAGUAGGAUUGCAGCUUCCACCAGAUAAUGGGGCAGGGAAUUCAAGAGAGUCCCUCAGAUCACUGGCUCAGAUACCCUGGAAUUUUAGUCUCUCUGAUCUGACAGCAGAUUUGUCAAACUUGGGAGAUCUAGGAGCCUUGGGAAAUUAUCCUGGUUCCCCCUUUUUGCCUUCUGAUUCAGAUAUAUUACUUGAUUCCCCAGAGCCAGAGGAUAUAGUGGAGGAGUUCUUUGUUGAUUCAGCCCCGGGGCAACCAAACUCUCAAUCCGAUGAAGAGAAACCUUCAAUCUGAUUGCAGUGUGGGCCUUCUAAUUAUUUAGGUUAGGUUAUGUUUGUUGUACAAUAAAAAGUGAGAUGAAACUGUAAUGUUGCAUAUUUUAGCUAGGUAUUCAAGGUUAGGCUAUUAACCUUUUCGAGCAUUUGAGGUUCAGUAAUGUAGUGAGAUCUAUAUUUCCUCGCUGUUCAUGAUUUGUAACGUUAGUUUAAUUUCUCAUAAUCAUUAUUGGAUAUUGAAUUA